Messenger RNA from Trichobilharzia szidati, 2080 nucleotides. NCBI's taxonomy places the organism in Eukaryota, Metazoa, Platyhelminthes, Trematoda, Strigeidida, Schistosomatidae. The record is from the annotation of a GenBank genome assembly.
CUUUGCCGCUCAGAUUAAGCUGAAUGACUACGGUAGGGCAUUGCAGCCAAAGUCCUGCCUUUAGCGCUUAUCUAAGAUGUUUCUGAAGCCAUUUAUCGUGAGAUCGAACACCCAGAUAAAGGCCUCUGAAAAUUAUUUUCAGAAAGCAACUGUUAAAUUCAUUCUACGGCCAGUACAAAAUAGAUCCCGCGAAUCUUUUGGAGGCUUUUAAAACAAAAGAUGUUCAUCGCUUAAAAGUUAUCACUGCAUCUGAAGUAAAGGUGAAUAUAUACAAAUUUGGCAGUGUUCCUCUGAUUAUUGAACAUGAAAAAGACUUACUUCCUACGGGUAUUUUAUUCAUUUGAUAAUGUAUGCAUAAACUAAGUGUACCUUCUUUGGCAUUUACCUGAUAUUCUUCCACAUUUCAAAGUCCAUGAGAAUUUGAUUUCUGUCCUGAUGAAUGGAGCUGGUAGUUGAAUAGCUUCUUAGAUUGGAAUAUUUUUAUAGAUCUUAUGCUUCCUGGCGUAGUUACUGAUGGUCCCCUUCUACCAGAUACAUUUAAUAAGAUAGAAAAGGAUGUGUUAUGCUGUAUUAGUACAACUUCCAAUCGGUAUUUCAACGUUUAAAAAAAUAAAACAACAUAAUGUCAUACUUCAGUGCACCGAUAGCUGUUGGGCGAACAGCGAUGUCCAAUUAUGAUAUGUAUAUGAGUGCUGGGAGAGGAAGAGCUGUAUCAGUACUUCAUGUCAUAGGUGACCACGUUUGUUCUCUAGCAUCAUCUGUUACUCGUCCUAUCCUACCAUGGGCUGUGAUAGAGGAAGAUAAGCCUAAAAUGAAUGAGAAUUGUGAGGUAGCACCAGGCAAUGAUAGCAAUGAGCAGCAGUCACAAGUAGAUUCGUGUCAACACUCUACAUGUGGUGAUGGAGAUGUUAGCGAAGAGCUGAAUAAACUUAAUAUUGAACAGUCUGCAGCAGAACCACAGUUACCACCAGAUCACGAUGCAAUUUUGCGAGAGUGCUUUUUAAAAGGUCUUAAGGCGAUCAAAGCUAACCAAUUGCCAGUACAAGUCAACAUUUUCUAUUCUCAAUUCAUUUUAGUACACAAACCUCCUUCAGUGGAUCUGGAUAUUAAGAAAACAAAAUUUAAAAAGGUCGGUGUAUUUUUGAAAGCAAUGCAAGAUGAAGGUUUCGUUGAAAUAACUGAACCGAAACCAGGUGUAUUAACGUUAAAUAAAAUCAAUAAAGAUCACAUCGAAUUACGAGGUGUGCACAUUCCUGCACCAGCUACAGAUCCAAAGGUUGUAUGUAAUUGGCCAGACGAGUAUAUGGGUCCACCGACAAUAGAAAAUAUCGGAAUAAUUAAAGGAUCAGUUGCAGCAUUGUUUUCACAGUUUGGUUACAAGCCAGGUGAAUCAAUAAGUCAAUCAGAAGCUCGAAAAUCUCUAGAUAACUAUGUCCGGAUGCAUAAGCUGCAGUCUACUGAGGAUCCUAGCAUGAUUUGUCUUGAUCAAUUAUUGAUGAAAAUAUGUGAUCCAAAAACGUUUGUGGAGUCCAGUGCCAGCACUAUUGCGAAUCCAGUCUUCCAUAUCAGUUUCCGGGAUUUCAUUUCACAAGCUUUGAAGAAUUUAUCUCCUGCAUAUCGUAUAAGUUAUCCAGACAUGUCUCCUCCUGUGAUUUGGAAUAAGAAAGAACCGCCGUAUAUUCACUUAUAUACUGUUACAAAAGCUGGAAAGAAAUUGACUAGGAUAGCAGAUCUAGAAAUUUUCCACAUUAAUCCAGACACAUUUUCAAAACACUUAAAAACAAGUUUGGCCUGUUCAGCUGGAAGGACAGAAGACCAACAAUAUCCGAAUAAAAUUGUUAUUCAAGCACAAGGUGUACAUCUUGCAGCAAUCUCUAAAUUGUUGACAGAAUCAUACGGAAUACCAAAACGAUACAUUAAAGGCUACACAGAACCAGACAAAAAGAAAUAGAUCUCAGAUUGUCCAGUCUAAAGAAUAUUAUGCCUUUCCCUGUACAUGAAACAGUCCAACUGCUUUGUUUUGUAUACUGUUAUGCAUUAUAUUAUCACAAUGAAUAUUCUGAAUAAAUAAAAGUUGGAU